Molecule: messenger RNA, 878 nt
Organism: Paramacrobiotus metropolitanus
Lineage: Eukaryota; Metazoa; Tardigrada; Eutardigrada; Parachela; Macrobiotidae
Exons: 4
Coding region: 82-642 (186 amino acids)
Source: RefSeq, a predicted model, not a curated record
GAGGUAUUGUACAUUCCGUGGUAUUCCUAACAAAAGCAUUUUAAAGCUCUGACAGUUUUUCAAACCUGUUGCAUUUGCAAAAUGGCGCGCUGUUCAACCUGGGGCCUGUUAUUUAUCACGAUCUUAUACUUUAUCGGUGCAGCACACGUCUGCCAAGCCCAAGGAAUACAAUCUGGAAAUUCCUCUUGGUCAUUAGAUCCUUACCUGGGACAAUAUGAUUUCGUCUUGGAGAGCCGACAUCUUAUGGAAGAAUUCGUUAACGGAAUCUUAGAUGUACCAAAAAAUGUGGCCAAUGGCCCGACCAGUAUUAUCUUCAGCAAGACAAGCGAUGGAAAAUACAAGCAGGAAACCGUACGGAGUGAUCCAAAGUACAAUGUUGUCAGCGUUUUUGUUCUGGGCGAAACAUCAUCCCUACAGACAGCCCCGGGAUACAAGCUCAAGUCAACAUAUAUGAUGCCCGAUCGGUAUACUCUCCGUUCACGAAUUUCCUACUGGAAAAACGAUGUUGACGUCGCUGAAUAUGCAGUAACAUUUUCAUUCACCCCCGAUGGCAGCGGAAUAAGCAAUGUUUUGGAGGUUAUUCAUCCAAAACAGUUUCAAGCGUCUGUAACCCUUGCUCGUAACCGGACUGGAUCGCGAUAAUGCGCUUGCAGUAUUACUGUAUAUUACUGUGCAUAUCACCAUGUAUUGUGCAUCACUAUGCAUAUACUGUACGGUAUACUACUAUGCAUUUUUUUCAGUUUGCUUUACAGACUGUUACACAGGAACCUUACCAAUUUAUAAGUUUUUUCUUGAGUUGUUUGGAAAAGACCUGUGGCAUUCGACAGCCAAUUGUUGUAAUAAUAAUAAAAUGUGUUAAUGCUGACUGCUAAUUGGGC